AUGGCCUUGCUUCUCCUCCUCAUUGGGGGCUUCUGGGCCCAGGAAGUGAGCCUAGGAAGUCUGCAGAACAAAACGAUGUUGGCAUCUGCUCCACAUAUCAAGACCUCAAAUACCUCUGAAGCCUUGAGUGUCAACUCAUCAACCUCCAUGGGGCCAGUGACAGUGGGCCCUAAGGAGACCAUCAGCUUCUUGAGGCAGACCCCAAUCCCAGCUUUUUCAACCUCCUUGGGAACUACUGAAUUGUCUUCUCUUGGGACUUCUGCUGGUGCCAGGGCACCUGUAUCUGAGUCUACAACCUCUCAGGAAGUUUCCAAGGAGACUCUUGGGACUUCUGCUGGUGCCAUCGUGACCACCCCUGUACCUGAGUCUACAACUUCUCAGGAAGUUUCCAACGAGACCUCAGUACUGGUUCCAGAACAACCAGAUGUAGUCAGUGUUCCUCCUGUCACUAUAGCUAAUUCUGUGAUUGACAGAACUGUGGUAUCUACCUCUCUAGAAACCUUUACAGGGAUUAGUGCACCCCCAGUCACUGUGACAACAAGCUCUGAUGAGACCAAUGGACCCUCUGUGGCUACAACAGUAAGCUCCAAGACCAGUGGUCCCCCUGUCACCAUGUCUCUGGGGCCCUCCAAUGAGACGCAUGGACUCCCUGCCACCAAAGCAACCAGUUCUGUGAAGAGUUCCAGUGUGACCCGUGGCACCACUACAACUUCAACUCCAGAGCCCAUAACCACUAGGUCGCCACUCCAGGAAUCAAGUAGCAUGUUGCUAGUGCCCGUGCUCAUUGCCUUGAUGGUGGUUUUGGUCAUCGUGGCUCUACUGCUGUUAUGGCGCCAUAGGCAGAAGAGCAGGACUGGGGCCCUGACCCUGAGCAGAGGUGGAAAACAAAAUGGGGCGGUGGAUGCCUGGGCUGGGCCAGCCCAGGUUCCUGAUGAAGAGGCCACAACUGCAUCAGGGUCAGGGGGCAACAAGAGCUCUGGGGUGCUGGAGACAGAGGGCUCUGGACAGCGGCCCACACUCACCACUUUCUUCAGCAGACGGAAGUCUCGCCAGGGCUCCUUAGUACUAGAAGAGCUGAAGCCUGGGUCCGGUCCCAACCUGAAGGGGGAGGAAGAGCCCCUUGUGGGCAGUGAGGAUGAAGCUGUGGAAACCCCAACUUCUGAUGGGCCACAAGCCAAAGAUGGGGCUGCACCUCAGUCUCUAUGA
Arvicanthis niloticus (Nile rat) is the source of this 1206-nucleotide messenger RNA. It is a transcript of the gene Spn, whose product is annotated as sialophorin. The record is from RefSeq and is a predicted model, not a curated record. Gene Ontology annotation, cellular component: external side of plasma membrane. Gene Ontology annotation, biological process: regulation of T cell activation; regulation of immune response; type II interferon production. Gene Ontology annotation, molecular function: transmembrane signaling receptor activity; heat shock protein binding. NCBI's taxonomy places the organism in Eukaryota, Metazoa, Chordata, Mammalia, Rodentia, Muridae.